Messenger RNA from Cylas formicarius (sweet potato weevil), 2898 nucleotides. Its product is annotated as MFS-type transporter SLC18B1-like. The transcript is spliced from 12 exons. Gene Ontology annotation, molecular function: transmembrane transporter activity. Gene Ontology annotation, biological process: transmembrane transport. Bases 1074 to 2810 code for a protein of 578 amino acids. The record is from RefSeq and is a predicted model, not a curated record. NCBI's taxonomy places the organism in Eukaryota, Metazoa, Arthropoda, Insecta, Coleoptera, Brentidae.
UAAUUAGGCUAGCCCUAUUAUUCUUCUUAACUAAAUUUAAAGAAAAACUAAUGCAAUGACAUAAAAGAUGUAUUAUUUUAUUUUACAUUAUUUCGAUUAAUAUAUAUCAAUAUAUAUCAAUAACUGUAUCUAGUUCAAUGAUUGCACCUUUUGAAUUAUGCUUUAUGUUUUAUGUGUAUAUUAUGUUGUAAAGUUGUUAUUCCAUGUUAUGCUAUGACUGAUUGUGUACAUUUUCUAUGUUCGUAACAUGGUAAUAAAUGAAAUGAAAUGAAAUUUAGCUGAUAUAUUGUAGGUUCUCUCUCAAUGACAAAUUAUAUUAUAUAAAAAUAUGACGAAAUAUAUUCAUGUUCAUCUAAUUAAAACAAAAAUUUCAUUAUAAGGUUAUUAAUUUAUCACCAGUGAGAACAAACAAUACAAGGCAUAAAAAAACACAGUUAAAAUAGAAUCACCCAUGUUUUUUUCUUCGAGGCUUUAAUAGUACGCAACUAAAAUUAGAAAGAACUGUACCUUUUUUAUUGCACCACGUAUACGAAGUAAAAGUCGUUACGGAGCAUCCAACGGAUGAUGAAGGAUGAACGUUCAUUUGUUUCAUUCAAAAAAAGUAGAAACAUAUAUGUUUAUUUCGAAAUGUUAGGAUUAUACAAAUAAAAGUAUUUAUCUGUUAAUUACGUAAAAUUUCGUCUUGGCUGAUAACAACGAUAAGACUACAUUAUUUCUUAUUUACGUUAUAACUGUUAACGGAACAGAAGGCGUCGGGCUUCUUGUUUGUUUAUUCAAAUGGUUAUUGCAUUUUUUAUUUCCGAAGACAAUCUUUUUGGUAUUGAUGCUCAAAAAUGUAAGUAGGUACUUGGUCGUUAUUCUUAAACAUCAAAUCCUCUCGAUAAUGACAUAAAAGGCUAUCGUUCGAUCUUACCAAAAAUAAAGUGACUCACUCCUAGAAAAACUGUUAUAGGACAGUUUGACCUCAAAAUGUUUGAAUCUUGAAUCUUUCAACUUGCUAUGCCGGUUCGUUUCCAAGGCGUUUUAUUACGAUUAGAUUUAGAACGUCUCGUUAGUUUAUAGUUUGAGAAGAAAUGGAAAAGAAUAAAGCGCUACCGUUUCAAUCGGCUGAUUUACAAUUACCGCCGGAGAUUGCUGGUUCGAGUUCUAGCAAAAGCAGUUUCGUACAAUCGUCUAAUUCGGCUUUUUCGGGGCGCGGAAUGUAUCGCUCCCACCGUAGAAGUAAAUCGUUAUCGAAUAUCGGGCCGAAAGAAUAUACAGCGGGCGAAAUCAGGAUGAUUCAAGAGCGAUUGCUGAGAAUGAACUCACGUCUUCAACCAGCCACAGUAAAAAACUUGUCGGCGGUCCAAAAAAUGACUUUGAUGUCGCUAGCUUUGGUUGACUUUUUUUGUUUCUGCUCCAUGUCAAUUAUGGCUCCAUUUUUUCCAAAGAAGGCUGCGGAAAAAGGACUGUCGGAAACAACUUCCGGCUUUGUUUUUAGUUUUUACGCGCUGGUCAUGUUUGUUUCGUCUCCCGUAUUUGGAAAAAUUCUUCCAAGGGUUGGAGCCAAAUUCCUGUUCUUAGUUGGGAUUUUUGUAGCUGGUGCAUGCAAUUUGAUAUUCGGGUUAUUGGACUACAUCCAGAAUUAUACCCUGUUUACGAUAUUUUGUUUGCUUAUUAGAGGAUUCGAGGCACUCGGCUCUAGUGCUUUUUCUACCGCAAGUUAUGUGUUUGUGGUCAACACUUUCCCCAACAAUAUCGGAGCUGUUAUAGGUAUACUGGAAACUUUCGUGGGAUUAGGAAUGAGCACGGGUCCAGUUUUGGGUGGAUUUUUGUAUGCGCUAGGUGGAUUUUCUUUGCCAUUUUUCGCACUGGGUAUCAUUAUGGUUGCCAUAGUGCCCCUAAACAUGUGGCUUUUACCAUCGGUUCAGGAUUUUGACACCGUAACGAGUAGAAAGACGUCGAUGCUUAAACUACUUAAGGUACCAGCGGUUUUAGUGACCGGAACUGCGGUCGUGGUAGUCUCAAGCACAUGGGCCUUUCUAGACCCGACAUUGGAACCUCAUUUGCGACAGUUUCAGUUGACCUCGGCCAAGAUUGGACUCAUAUUUUUACUUUUUUCCGGUCUCUAUGGCAUUUCUAGCCCGGCCUGGGGUUGGUUGGCGGAUAAACUAAAUAAUCAUUGGUCGAUGAUGGUGGUAGGAAUGUUUAUGUCUACAGUCGGUUUGCUAUUGCUGGGCCCAUGUCCUUUUAUUCCGUCAUUUCCUAGCUCGCUUUGGCUAAAUUUAGUCGCAUUGUCGAUUUUAGGAAUCUCAGUUGCUCUGGCUCUGAUGCCAACUUUUCAAAGUGUGCUGAAUAGUGCAAUCAACGGAGGAUGUAGCGACUCUAUAGCGACAUACAGUGUGGUAGCUGGAAUUUGGUCGUGCAUGUAUUCGCUAGGAGAAGUGAUUGGACCCGCUCUAGGAGGAUUCCUUCUGCAGUAUUACGGCUUUCCUGUAGCUUCGAGCGUAAUGGCGGCGUCUACAUUUUUCAUGGGAGUUAUAGCUUUCUUUUUUUACGCUUUUCAAUCUUCGUGGGGCGAAAACGAAUCCUGCUCUGAUAGUGGGAUCAGCGCGUCCUGGAAGAACAGCGAUAGUGACGAAUCUGAGGAAACGGAUCCUUUGCUACUUUCUGGAAUAGGAUCAGGCUACCGAUCGUACACUGAGGAAAAAGUUCAAUAUUACGGAACCAGCAGGAGACAGGAUUAUAAACUAGGCGAUGUGGAUUUUAAUCAGGUUACCGAUGUGAGAGGCACCAUUUCUAUAACUGCCAGAGGAUCGUGCGAAGUAUAGCAGCAGUGUUAUUUAUGAUUUGCUUUUAGAUUAAUUUAUUUUAAUUUUUUGAAGUUAAUGCAAUAAAUAUAAUUUGCAAAUAUAUAGU